Molecule: messenger RNA, 591 nt
Organism: Strongylus vulgaris
Lineage: Eukaryota; Metazoa; Nematoda; Chromadorea; Rhabditida; Strongylidae
Source: the annotation of a GenBank genome assembly
AUGUUCUAUUUUUCAUUGAUCAAACUUAAGACAAACCUCUCUUCUGUGCCCAGACCUCCUGCUAUGGAUCCAAAGUAUUUGGAAGAUUCUGAGCUAAAAAUGACCGCAGUAACAGAAACUCAUUAUGAAGGGGAAAUUCCAGAAAGCUUUGAUGCCAGAGAACGUUGGCCAGAUUGUAGGUCUGUAAAACUUAUUCGUGAUCAAGCCAAUUGUGGUUCAUGUUGGGCUGUCUCAACAGCUUCAGCUAUGUCUGAUAGACUAUGUAUCCAUUCGAACGGAGAAAGGCAGGACCUGCUUUCUGACAGCGACAUCCUCACGUGUUGCGUACUCUGCGGUUCUGGGUGUAACGGAGGAUCGACUCUCAGAGCAUACGCCUGGUUGGUCAAAGUUGGAGCUUGCACAGGAGGACCUUAUGCGACCCAAGGAGUGUGCAAACCGUAUGUUUUCCACCCAUGUGGUCGCCGUGUAGACCAACCCUACUAUGGCGACUGCAAAGUGAAGAACAUGCCUACUCCAAAGUGCAGAAGAGAAUGCUCCGCUGAAUAUUCCAAGAAUUAUGGAGAUGACAAAAUUUUUGGUAUAUGGAAUUGA